Molecule: messenger RNA, 1091 nt
Organism: Ceratotherium simum simum (southern white rhinoceros)
Lineage: Eukaryota; Metazoa; Chordata; Mammalia; Perissodactyla; Rhinocerotidae
Gene: RNASET2
Product: ribonuclease T2
Biological process (GO): RNA catabolic process
Cellular component (GO): extracellular region
Molecular function (GO): RNA binding; ribonuclease T2 activity
Source: RefSeq, a predicted model, not a curated record
UCCUCGAAAGCUGGGCAUUUGUGCACCUUUCGUGUUCUCUCUUGCAGAUCUCGGCGCGAUGAGGCCUCGGGCACUGCACGGCGUCCUCCCGGGCGCGCUCUGUCUGGCGCUUUGGUGCCUGUGCGGCGCCCUCGGGCUCUGGCGGAGUGGCAACCAUGAGUGGAAAAAACUAAUUAUGGUUCAUCACUGGCCUACAACAGUGUGCAAGGAAAUUGAAAACGACUGUAGCAACCCUCCGGACUACUGGACGAUACACGGAUUAUGGCCUGAUAAAAGUGAAGAAUGUAAUCGAUCGUGGCACUUUAAUUUAGAAGAGAUUAAGGACCUUUUGCCAGACAUGAAGAUAUACUGGCCUGACGUCACCCAUCCACCUAAUCACAGCCAUUUCUGGAAGCAUGAGUGGGAGAAACACGGGACGUGUGCAGCCCAGCUGGAUGCCCUCAAUUCCCAGAAGAAAUACUUCGGCAAAAGUCUGGAUCUGUAUAAGGACCUUGCCCUGAACAGCAUGCUCCAAAAAUUGGGGAUAAAACCCUCUAUCAAUUACUACCAGAUUUCAGAUAUUAAAGACGCCCUUGCCAGUGUAUACGGAGUCAUACCUAAAGUCCAGUGUCUUCCACCAAGAGAGGGUGAGGAGGUGCAAACCCUCGGGCAGAUAGAGCUGUGCCUCACCAAGGGCCUGCAGCUGCGGAACUGCACGGAGCCUGGGGAGCCGCGGUCCCGCCGGCGGGACGCCUGGCCAGCCAGGGCCACCGGCCAGGGCCCAGGGCUGGAGGUCUGUGAGGACGGCCCCGCCUUUUACCCGCCACCUGACGAGACCCAUCACUGACGCCCCAAUUUUGGAAAUAUUUUCUGUUAUGAAAAGCAAGAGAAAUCCACAAACCACUGCUUUUUAAGAAGCAACUUUAAAGUGAAAUCCGUUUGCAGCUUUCUUGAAUGUAAGCCUGUUGGUUUUGCUUUUCACUCCGUGUCUGUGAGUUGAUUUUUGUGGCACAUGUAAGGAGGGGUGAACAUCGGGUACAUUGAAAGAAAGGAAAGCUCCCACGCCUGAGUAGCUGCUUUGUAGUUGGAAUAAAGCUCACAGUUUUUUCUUU